CCAGGGCACAAGACAGCUUCUGCCAGCAAGCAGGUUCUACCAGCCACGUGGAGAAACAGAAAGCUGAUGGCACCGCUGAAUGGGACUCAGACAGCUAAGAACUGCACAGAUCCUGCCAUUCACGAGUUCCCCACAGACCUGUUCUCCAAUACGGAGCGACAGCAUGGAGCCGUCCUGCUGCACAUCCUCGGUGCUCUAUACAUGUUCUACGCCCUGGCCAUCGUGUGCGAUGACUUCUUCGUUCCGUCUCUGGAAAAGAUCUGCGAGAAACUCCAUCUGAGUGAAGAUGUGGCUGGAGCCACCUUCAUGGCUGCGGGAAGCUCAACGCCUGAGCUGUUUGCUUCUAUCAUUGGCGUGUUCAUCACCCACGGAGACGUCGGGGUUGGGACCAUCGUGGGCUCUGCCGUGUUCAACAUCCUGUGUAUCAUCGGCGUUUGCGGAUUGUUCGCGGGGCAGGUGGUCCAGCUGACGUGGUGGGCCGUGUGCCGAGACUCCGUGUACUACACCCUCUCUGUCAUCGUGCUCAUCGCCUUCAUAUAUGAUGAAGAAAUUGUGUGGUGGGAAGGCCUGGUGCUCAUCAUCUUGUACGGGUUUUACAUUCUGAUCAUGAAGUACAAUGUGAAGAUACAGGCCUUCUUCACAAUCAAACAAAAGGCCAUUGCCAACGGCAACACGGUCAGCAGCGAGCUGGAGGAUGGUAAUGAUUACUGUGGUAGUAGCUCUGAUGACCCUUCCAUGCCAUUGCUGGGGCCAGGUAAGGCUGAGCAGACAGGAGUGGCCAUGUUGUGAAACCACUGUCCCUUCCCUUCCUACACACAUACCCUCCCCCUGCUUAACGGAAGAACAUGUCCACAGUCACAUCCCUGGGAUUUCCCGGGGCCACUGUAGGAAGACCCAAGGCCUGCCUGGCUUGUCCGAGAUGCAGGGACUCACACCUCUAUCCCAUGUCGAAGGCCAGUGACGGGAAGCCGAGGACUUGGGGUGACAGAGCAGGCCCGGUUCUAGAGGACUGUUCUGGAGAGACCUCUGGCCGGUUGCCCAGAGGAACAGCUAGGCCAGGGCGGGCGGGCACAGCGCUGAGCAGGAAUUCCCAGACCAUCCCCGAGAGCCUUCCCUGGGACCCUUCCCAGGGGCUGCAGCCCGGCCUCCGCAGCUUCUCUUUGGCCCCCUGGUCUGAAUGUUCUGGGCUCUGGGGCUGGCCCUUGUCCUCUCUUGUCGGUUCUCCUAAUUGUCUACUGACCACUUGCUGCUUUAAAAACCUUGUCUUAAUCCAGCCAGUUACCAGGUGGGGCAGCUGCCAGGAAGGGGCGGGAAUUCACUCCCUUCCUCACCCAAGGCCAGUGUUAAGCCUGAGCGGGUUUUUAUGGAAAAACAGGCCUUAGGCCAUACCCUUGAGUUCACCAUGGAGCUGGUGAAGCUCAGAGGCGGGCCUGGCCACCUGAGGGCUCUCUUCUCUUCUGCCCAUGGCCCUGGGCAGGUCAGCCCUCUUUCAGGCGACUCUAAUUCAGUGGUGGGACCAGGUGGUCUGCAGGAGGCUGUUUGCCUGUGUCUGGGACGUGGGGCCAAAACCUAUACGCCUUGGCCCCUCCGAAGUCUUCCCCCUGGGGUGAGUUAGGCUCCUGCUGGGCACCUCCCGUGGGCACCUCGGGAAAGGGCGCUCUGUCCAUCACUGCUCCUGAGGGCUGACUCUCUCCAGCGGAAUGAGAAAGCCUCCUGGGCUGGGGGUGCAGGUGUGGCCAAGGCCACAGCCUGGCUGCCAGAGGCCCACCUGUGAGCCACAGAGAAAGGCGGCCUGCAGAGCCGGGCUGUGCCCAGGCCUGGUUCUCCGUGCCCUGCCCCAAGGGAGAGCCAUUUGCAGGGCAACCCUUCAGCAGGGGAGGAGCCCUGAGGCUGCUGUUUGGGAUUUUAGCUCCAUAGACAGUGGGGGCCAGGUCCCCACACAGUCCCUCAGGACAGGCCGAUUCCCGUCCGGGACAUAGUGUUCCCGGGGCCUCUGACCCUUCACGGCAGAGAGAGAGAUUCCAAGUGGUGAGUCAGCGCAGGCCGGCGGGAAACGCCCGCUUCCUCAGUGCCUGCCUGAGAGCUACCUACUGCCCGUGUGGCCGACGGAGGAGGCCCAUCCCCAGGGCCCUGGGUUUUCUCAAACUUGUACAAAUUUUUCAUGUCGCAUUUCAUUGCUGCUCAAGAAAGCAGAGCCCAGGCCAGCAAGCAAAGGGCCCUAGGACCGAGGCGGGGAGGCCCCGUGUCCUGCCUCUGCUGGGGGUCCAGCCUGUCUCGCUGGUCUCGGGGGGUCCUGCACACAGCCUGCCAGCCAGUGCCACCUUGACCUCUGCCUGGGCUCCCUGUGGGGCCUCCCCCGGCUGCCCCGGCCCUGGACUCCGCUUGGGCUUGGAGCAGGGAAGGAGGGGGCGCUACCGGCCUUGGCUGAACUGCCAGUACCACUGUGCAGCCACCCUGGGCUUGGAAACACUUGGUGGGCAGCACCAGGUCAAGGUACCCAGGGCGUCAGGUGUCACACUCUAUAGGCUCCCUCACUGGGAGCCCAGCUGUCCCCCAAGGCGGUGCCCAAGACAGGGCUGGUUCUGCGGUUCUGCCGGCUUCCGCAGGGUCCGGAGCAGGGGGUUUGGGCUUUCCUGCCGCACAGAGGGGCGGUGGGCACACGGGCUCCUACUCCUCGGAGUGGUUCGGGGUCAUGGGAUUCAGCCAGGAGAGGGGCCGUCCCGAAGGCCAGAGGCCCCGAGCAUUGAGACCCCCGUGGCAGCAGCCCCUCUACUAACCCUCCCUUCAGUAACCCCCGCACCUCGGCCACCA
Myotis brandtii (Brandt's bat) is the source of this 2811-nucleotide messenger RNA. RefSeq names its product solute carrier family 24 (sodium/potassium/calcium exchanger), member 4 (gene SLC24A4). Gene Ontology annotation, biological process: intracellular calcium ion homeostasis; sensory perception of smell; calcium ion transmembrane transport. The annotation marks the transcript as partial. The record is from RefSeq and is a predicted model, not a curated record. The transcript is spliced from 9 exons. Lineage: Eukaryota; Metazoa; Chordata; Mammalia; Chiroptera; Vespertilionidae. Gene Ontology annotation, cellular component: membrane. Gene Ontology annotation, molecular function: calcium channel activity; calcium, potassium:sodium antiporter activity.